CCAAACCACACUCUCCCAUUCCUCUCAUAAGUUGAGUGCUGAGGUGAUACCUGCAUUAAUACGAUUGUGUUCACAUCACCAUCACCAUCAUCAUCAUCACCAUCAACACCAUGUCCUCUCGUUUUCUCCUGCUGGUUCUGCUGGUUCUCUUCUACCUUCAGUUCUUCACAACUGCCAACAAUGCAAUGGCACUAUAUGAAUGCUGUUUCAAAUACCAGACACAUCCAAUCCAUGCAAGACUCAUUACAGGGUAUAAAGAAACAGACCGGCGUCAGUGUCCAAAACCUGGAGUCAUUUUUACGCUAAAGCGCAGUCGCCAUAUGUGUGCAGAUCCCAGCGAUAAGUGGGUGCAGAACAUCAUGAAAAGAAUUGACAAGGGCUCGUUUAGAAGACGGGUCCAACCUGAAGAGCCUGACAAUCCAGUUUCUACUGCCUCAACCAAUACAGAACAGCCUGUUACUACUACCGAGCCAGUUUCUACUGCCUUAUCCAAUACAGAACGUAAGUUAAUAAAUCAUAUAAAUACGGUAUUUCUGUUUAUAUAUUAGUAUUUAUAUUAGUAUCAAUAGUAGUAUACUUCAUUGUACUCUAUAUAGUUGUAUAGGAAUGUCUAGAGUGUUAGGAUAGUAUAGUUUUACCUGC
Pangasianodon hypophthalmus (striped catfish) is the source of this 642-nucleotide messenger RNA. Its product is annotated as C-C motif chemokine 3-like. Gene Ontology annotation, molecular function: chemokine activity; CCR chemokine receptor binding. Lineage: Eukaryota; Metazoa; Chordata; Actinopteri; Siluriformes; Pangasiidae. Gene Ontology annotation, cellular component: extracellular region. The record is from RefSeq and is a predicted model, not a curated record. Gene Ontology annotation, biological process: positive regulation of GTPase activity; chemokine-mediated signaling pathway; cellular response to type II interferon. Bases 111 to 548 code for a protein of 145 amino acids. The transcript is spliced from 5 exons.